This is a messenger RNA of Durio zibethinus, 908 nucleotides long. RefSeq names its product putative H/ACA ribonucleoprotein complex subunit 1-like protein 1. Gene Ontology annotation, cellular component: box H/ACA snoRNP complex. The record is from RefSeq and is a predicted model, not a curated record. Gene Ontology annotation, biological process: snoRNA guided rRNA pseudouridine synthesis; ribosome biogenesis. Lineage: Eukaryota; Viridiplantae; Streptophyta; Magnoliopsida; Malvales; Malvaceae. Gene Ontology annotation, molecular function: box H/ACA snoRNA binding.
UCAUAGAAGUAAAGCAGCGACAAGGAAAAAAAAACAUGCGACCACCGAGAGGCGGCGGGGGUUUCAGGGGUGGCAGGGACGGUGGCCGUGGGAGAGGAGGUGGCCGAGGAGGCUUUGUUCGAGGUGGUGGACGUGGUGGAGGUGGAUUCCGUGAUCGUGAUGAAGGGCCUCCUGCUGAAGUAGUGGAGGUAUCUGCAUUUCUUCAUGCAUGUGAGGGUGAUGCAGUGACAAAGCUGACCAAUGAGAAAAUACCUUUCUUUAAUGCUAAUAUCUAUCUGCAGAACAAGACCCGGAUUGGGAAAGUUGAUGAAAUCUUCGGUCCCAUCAAUGAGUCUUUUUUUUCAAUCAAAAUGUUGGAAGGUAUUGUGGCGACUUCGUAUGCGCCGGGUGAUAAGUUCUAUAUUGACCCGGCCAAACUUUUGCCUCUUGCAAGAUUUCUUUCACAACCAAAGGGACAGGCACCAGCUGGUGCAAGAGGUGGUCGUGGAGGAGGCAGAGGUGGCAGUAGAGGUGGUGGCCGUGGAGGUGGUGGAUUUCGUGGAAGGGGUGCCCCAAGAGGUGGCAGAGGUGGUCCUAGGGGUGGUGGCCGUGGUGGCGGAUUUAGAGGCAGAGGGAGAUUUUAGAGUAAUAGCAUUUUGUAACAUUACCAAUGCCCUUUUCUGCUACCCCUUUCGGAUGUCAUGGGCGUACAACUUUGAAAACUUGAUGCCGAACUUUAAUUGUGACUCUGUUUGUGUUCAUUGGAGAUACAUUUAUUUCACGUUUUUGUUUAUCCAAAGUGCAAUACCUGGAUUUGGUUACUAUAAAUUUCGAAUACGAUCCAUGCUAGAUCGUUGUAGGUCUGACAUGGUUGUAAUCUGUUGCACUGCUUGAAAUUGUACAGUGCUUCGAUUCGUUCAUUGUUGUAA